Messenger RNA from Syngnathoides biaculeatus (alligator pipefish), 1899 nucleotides. RefSeq names its product torsin family 1 (gene tor1). The record is from RefSeq and is a predicted model, not a curated record. Gene Ontology annotation, cellular component: nuclear envelope; endoplasmic reticulum lumen; endoplasmic reticulum. Bases 148 to 1161 code for a protein of 337 amino acids. Gene Ontology annotation, molecular function: ATP binding; ATP hydrolysis activity; kinesin binding. Lineage: Eukaryota; Metazoa; Chordata; Actinopteri; Syngnathiformes; Syngnathidae. The transcript is spliced from 5 exons. Gene Ontology annotation, biological process: nuclear membrane organization; protein localization to nucleus.
UUGUUUGUAAAUCCAAGCUGUUGAAUAAAGAUUAGUGAGGUGGGAGUGUCAAGAGUUCCGGUGCGGGCGAAUGUCGUCGGUUGUACCAAACCGCGGAAGAUAUUUUGGACUAAGAAGAAUUAGGAGAAGUCUUCGGCGUCCAGCGCGAUGAGACGCCGCGUCGUGGUGUCGGUGCCGCCGCUGCUGCUGCUGUUCUCGGCCAGCUCGGCGGCCAUCGAGCCCAUCAGCACCAGCAUCGCGGUGGGAAUGGCGGCCGCUUUGACGGGCUUUUUAGCCAGCUACCAGAAUAUUUUUUAUUACUUCCACGAGUGCUGCCGGCCCGAGUGGAUCGCUUUCAACAGAACAGGUCUGGAGGCCGACCUCGGCAACAAGCUGUUCGGGCAGCACUUGGCGUCGCACAUCAUCGCCAAGGCGGUGAGCGGAUUCGUGAACAACCCCAACCCCAAGAAGCCGCUGGUGCUGUCCUUCCACGGCUGGACCGGCACGGGCAAGAACUUCGCCAGCGCGCUCAUCGCGGAGAACAUUUACAAGGAGGGCACGGACAGCAAUUUUGUGCACGUCUUCACGUCCGAGCUUCACUUCCCGCACGCCCGAGAGAUGGACACCUACAAGACUCAAUUGCAGCAGUGGAUCAAAGGCAACGUGAGCAGCUGCGCUCAGUCCAUGUUCAUCUUCGACGAGAUGGACAAGAUGCACCCGGGCCUCAUCGACAGCAUCAAGCCGUACCUGGACUACUACGACAAGGUGGACGGCGUCUCCUACCGAAAAGCCAUCUUCAUCUUUCUCAGCAACGCCGGCGGCGAGAGCAUCGUGCAGACGGCCUUGGAUUUCUGGAACGCGGGCAGAAGCCGAGAGGAGAUCGAGCUCAAGGACGUGGAGACGUCGCUCGCGCUGUCCGUCUUCAACAACAGGGGAAGCGGCCUGUGGCACACGAGCCUGAUUGACAAGAACCUGGUGGACUUCUUCGUGCCCUUCCUGCCCCUGGAGUACAAGCACGUGGUCCAGUGCGCCAUGGCCGCCAUGAGCGCUCAAGGCCUGGAGCCCGACGCCGGCGUGGCCGACAAGGUGGCGCGAGACCUGAUUUACUUCCCCAAAUCCGAACGGGUCUUCUCCGUCAAGGGCUGCAAGACCAUCGACAGCAAGUGGGAGUACUACACAUAGCGGCGGGACGGACGCUAUUCAUUUUUUUUUAAACAUAAAUGCGACUAACGGGGAAAACUGGAAGUCUUCCACACUGACGUGAACUAAGGAUUUUUUUUUUUUUUUUGUCAUUGGAUCGUGAACUUUUUUCCCCACCACUAUCAUCUGAUUUUUUUUUAACUUUUCUUUUAGCAACACAUGCCUUAAUUUGUCAUUCUUUGCAUUUUUUCCAAUUAAAUGUUUCAAUUAAAAAAAAAAAAAAAAAAUCAUGACACACCAUACAAAUGUAGACUGACAUGAAUUAUGUGCCUACUGGCAACUAGUGGACGAGCACUUCAUUGUUUUGCCCGUCACAGGAUUGGAACUUGGAACCUCGGGACCAUCGGGCAAACAUGCCAACCGCUAGAGGGCGGUACUUGCUGGGACACUUAAUUGUUGCUCGAGAUGUUUCUUUUUUUGUACGGUGGUGCUGCUGUUUUGGUUAGCCACAGAGUUCAAACGGCUUUCUCUGAUAGUUGUCGCUUGUUAGUUUUGAAAUGAUAUCAUAACCGUCGUACCAUAUAAACCACGAGAUGUUCCUCUUAAAUUGUACUCACGUGUCUUUUCCACAACUUUAUUGGUAUCAAAUGUUGACAGAGGAGUAGUCACACGGUGGCCUCAUCUCGUUCUCCCGCAUCAGCAAAAAAAGGGUUUUUCCAAGUCCUCACGUGCAGCUCAUCCUCACCAGGCAGUCUUUUUUGCUUUUUUUUUUUUUUUUUU